Sporisorium graminicola is the source of this 936-nucleotide messenger RNA. RefSeq lists its product as uncharacterized. Gene Ontology annotation, biological process: positive regulation of transcription by RNA polymerase I; positive regulation of DNA-templated transcription, elongation. Gene Ontology annotation, cellular component: CTDK-1 complex. Lineage: Eukaryota; Fungi; Basidiomycota; Ustilaginomycetes; Ustilaginales; Ustilaginaceae. The coding region runs from base 1 to 936 and encodes 311 amino acids. The record is from RefSeq and is a predicted model, not a curated record. The transcript has a single exon.
AUGGACCCCUUCCAAGUACGCUUACGUUUCGUCUCUUCCCUCCACCGCGUCAACGCCUCUCUUCCGACCAUCCAAAAAGCCCUCUCCUUCAUCGUCGACUAUGCACCUCAGAUGCACGCCGAGCUGUGGGACUGCAUCAUCGACGAAUGCAAGAAAGGCUCGAUCAACCGACGUAUCAACCUACUGUUCCUCAUUGAUGCCAUCUUCACCGACGAGACGCUCUCCUCUGCCAUCCGCACCCUCUUUCGGCAGUAUCUCGAACGCGAUCUGUACGCGCUAUUCGACCUAGCCGUACCGGAAGGAAGGUGGGAUGCGCUACUCAACGUACCUGCCGUCAGCAAGAUCAUCGCAGCUUGGAAGGCGAGGUUUAUUCUCGACCGAAGCACGCUCGAAGAUUUAGAGGUCAUGUUGCAAGUGAGGAAGGACGGGUUGUACGCCCUGUCCCCCGAUCGUAGGAACUUGACGCUGCUCCCUCCCAACGACAUGCAGAGACGCAUCGAGGAGGAUCGCGAACGUCACAAACGGCUGAGAGAGCGUUCCUGGAUCUUGCCCCCGACUGCAUUCUCACACCAGUCUCUAUUCGGGACACGCCCAGAACAACUGGACCCGACCUACUUGACACGCGCUCAACCAGCAUCGUCAUCGGAACAGAAAGAAGACAUAGAUGGGGAUCGCAUUUGGACCACGCAGGAUCUGGAUUUCAGCCAAAUGUGGGACGAGACGAGCGACUUCAACGACGAUGACAUUGACGAGAUUGUGGAAGAUGAAAAGCUGAGUUGGGUUCAUCAACUGCCGCCACCAGCAGCAGCGGCAGCAGCGAUACCAACACAACCAACAGCGGACCCUUCAGCCACCACAGCGCAGCUACCACCUGCGCAACGACAACCGCCACGCGCUCCAGCUUCCAUGCGCUUCGCUCAGCAACAGUCUUCUUGA